This is a messenger RNA of Anisakis simplex (herring worm), 630 nucleotides long. Lineage: Eukaryota; Metazoa; Nematoda; Chromadorea; Rhabditida; Anisakidae. The record is from the annotation of a GenBank genome assembly.
AUGUGUCAACCAACGUUUCGCUGGAAAUAUAGUGAGUUGGACAAAAUGGCCGCCUAUAAACUGUGUAAAAGUCUUCUUGGAAGCGCCAGCUGCACUGUAAGGAACAUCUCAAGGCGUUUCGCAUCGAAGAUGUCGGUGAGAGAAGCGAUUUGUACAGCGAUGGACGAGGAGAUGGCACGUGAUAGCGAGGUUUUCUUACUUGGUGAAGAAGUGGCUCGUUACGGUGGAUGCUAUAAGGUUUCAAAUGGACUCUUGCAAAAAUACGGUGAGGAGCGAGUGUUGGAUACACCGAUAACGGAAAUGGGUUUCACAGGUAUAGCCGUAGGUGCUGCGAUGGCCGGAAUGCGUCCCAUAUGCGAGUUUAUGAUGUUCGACUUCUCGAUGCAAGCAAUUGAUCACGUAGUGAACGGUGCCGCAAAAACAUAUUACAUGUCAGCUGGCCGUGUAAACGUGCCGAUAGUGUUCCGCGGUAAGAAUGGCGCAGGCGUAGGUGUGGCUGCACAGCACAGUCAAGAUCUCACAGCAUGGUACGCGCAUUGCCCUGGUCUCAAAGUAAUCAGCCCGUAUAGCAGUGAGGAUGCCAAAGGUCUCCUGAAGGCCGCAAUCCGUGACGACAACCCCGGUAAUUAG